GAUAAGCUGAUAACUGUUGAAUAUGCAAAAGUACUUGAAAUCACAGAUAUAUAAAAAUACAAUAAUAUAUUUUUAUAAAUUCGUGCCUUAAACAGUGUAUGAACAAUAACGAAAUAUUGAUCAGUGCAGGUCACCAUCAUCUCACCAAUGUGCAGCGUAAAUGAUGAAGGUGCUGAAAGCUUCGAAGAACUUAAACCCGAUGAACCAUUAGAAUUAAAAUGCCGUAAAUGUUUAACUGAAGAUGGAAAUGUCAUUUUACGUAAAAAAGAUGUAUAUUGCAAGACUUGCUUUAUACCUAUGGUGACUCAUAAGUUUCGUGCUACUCUUGGCAAGUCAAAAUUAGUAAACAAAGGUGAACGUGUUCUUGUAUGUGUUAGUGGUUCUCAAAGUUCAGUAUCCUUACUGCAUUUAGUCUGGACAGGCCUUCAACAAUCUACUUAUAAAAGAUUAACAUUUGAUCCUGUAAUAGUAUACAUUGAUGAGAGUAUUUUAUUUAAAUACCCUCAAAAUCAACAAAAUAAAAUUCAAGAGUUAUUUGAAAAAUAUGGUUUAUCUUAUCACAUAGUAUUAUUUGCUUCAGUCCUUUAUUCAAAUAAUUGUUUAAUUGAGGACACAAAUAUUGAUCAACAUAAUAAUAAGUUAAAAAAUAUUUUUAAAAAUAUAUCUGAUCUUACAUUAAAAGAAGACAUGUUAAUGAAACUUCGAAAACAUGCCAUAACUAAAUUAGCAAAACUAUUAGAAUGUACACGAAUAAUAACAGCAGAAAAUGAACAUAAACUAUCCAUUCGAUUGCUUUCUAAUGUUGCUUUAGGACGUGGAUCACAAAUCGGUUUGGAUAUAGGUCUUGCUGUUAAUGAUAAAACAAAUAGUAAAAAAUCUUUGAUAACUAUACGACCAUUGAGAGAUUUGUCUGCUAAGGAAAUCUCAUAUUAUGCUUUGUUCAAUAAGUUGGAAGAUUAUGUUCAUUCAAAUUUUUUAACAGCUACAAAUGAAGAUGAAUCGAUACAAAAAACCACAGAGCAAUUCAUAAAUAAUUUACAAGUUGAAUUUCCUUCUACUGUGUCAACAAUAUUUAGAACUGGAGAAAAAAUAUCAGAAAAAACUUCUCGUACAGCUUACUGCUCUAUGUGUCAAGGCAUUAUGGAUAUUGAAAUGCCACCUUCAUCAGCAAUGGAAGCAACAAAAUAUUCAAAAUAUGUUUCACUAAUGGGCCUUAAAGCUUUAGAACUUAGUUUAAACAACAUUGACAAUAAAGAAUCUGACCUAAAGCGUUGUAAUGGAUGUUAUUGUAAAAAUAAUCAAAAUUCAAAAGAAGAAUUAUUAAAAAACUUGUGUUACGCGUGUAGACACAUAAUUCAAAAUUUGGAGUCUUUGGAUGAUUUACCUGAAGAAAUACUAAAGAAAAAUUCAGAAAAAUUGCAAUUUCAAAAAAUGGAAGAACAAAUAAAAGAUUUUUUGUUAUGA
This is a messenger RNA of Sipha flava (yellow sugarcane aphid), 1464 nucleotides long. It is a transcript of the gene Ctu2, whose product is annotated as cytoplasmic tRNA 2-thiolation protein 2. Bases 148 to 1464 code for a protein of 438 amino acids. Gene Ontology annotation, cellular component: cytosol. The record is from RefSeq and is a predicted model, not a curated record. Gene Ontology annotation, molecular function: sulfurtransferase activity; tRNA binding. Lineage: Eukaryota; Metazoa; Arthropoda; Insecta; Hemiptera; Aphididae. The transcript has 10 exons. Gene Ontology annotation, biological process: tRNA wobble position uridine thiolation.